AUGAUUAAAAUCAAUGGAAUAUUGUUACUUGUUAUUGUUAAUAUUUCUGCAGAAAUCUUACAAAUUGAUUUAUAUCCUGGCUAUGGAUGGGAUCAUUUACGAUUUCUUGAUAUGUUACCUAUCUUUGAUAUUCGUAAUUCAUAUAAUUCAACAGUAAUGCAACAAUGUAUCACACAUAUCCCAUUACGUCAAAGUGAAUUUGAUAUUCAAUCACAAUUAAUUGAUUUAUAUAAUAGUUCAACAACUACAUAUGAAUUAGAAAUAAAUCUUGGUGGUGAAAUUCCUUUACCAGAGACUGGUAUUGGUAUUGGUGGAUCGUUUUCUCCAACAUAUCAAAAUAUAAAAUCUCAACAAGCAAGAGAUAAUACAACAACAUUACGAAAUGUAAUUCGUUAUGAUUUCGCUGAUGUUUUGUUACUUCCGAGUUGUUCUUUAGAUUCUCAAUUUAAAUCUGAAAUAAUUCAAAUAGCAAAUUAUAUUAAAACAGGUGAAUUAAUAAAAGCUAAUUAUGCUUCACAAAUGCUUAUACUUCGUUAUGGAACACAUUAUACAAAUCGUAUACGUAUUGGUGGACAAAUAAUUCAAGAUAAUUUUAUUCGAACAAAAGAUUUUUAUACUAAUGAUGCAAAUAUGUUAUCAAUGGAAAUUGCAGCGAAAUUAAAUUUUCUAUCAGAACUUGGUUUAUCAUUUAGUAGUUCAAUAAAAAGUACAACAGUAGAUAAUAAUAUUAAAAAAUUUCAAGAACAAAUUAUUAAUCGAAAACUUGUUGCUUAUGGUGGAGAAGCAUAUCUUAUGAAUAUGCCAUUAUCAGAAUGGCAAUCAACAGUGAAAAAUAAUCCGGUUAUACUUAAACGUUCAUUUGAAAAUUUAACGAUGGCAAUUGAUAUAAAACAAAUAACUGAAAUUGAAUCAUUAUAUGUCAAGAAACCUUUCAUAAAGGACGUUCAGAGAGAGGUUAUAGACAUUUUCGCACGUUUUAUAAGAAAAGCUUGUCAGCGCAAACCCUUGUGGGAUUAA
This is a messenger RNA of Adineta ricciae, 1017 nucleotides long. Lineage: Eukaryota; Metazoa; Rotifera; Eurotatoria; Adinetida; Adinetidae. The record is from the annotation of a GenBank genome assembly.